AUGUGUCGCGAAGAAAUCGAAGGUUUCACAUCAGAAAUCACCCAAAAGUCUGAAGACAUCUUCUCGUCCCUCGUUUCUUCUCACCAAUCAUCUCCAUCUUCAACACAAACAGUCGUCUUCAGCAUCCACACAGUCAAACAAGAAGGCGGCCUAGAAUCGGGAAUAACAGUUCGCCACAUGGCCGAGUUCUACGAGAAGUUUUUCGAGUACCAAGACUGGGAGAUCUUGAGCUACAAGGAAGUCCCUUACGGGGGAUCAAAUACAAAGACGCAGGGCGAUCCAAUGGAGCUGGUCCAGUUUACUGUUCAGGGAGAAGGGGCGCUCGAAAUUUUGGCCAGAGAAAAGGGUAUCCACCAGCACAAGCGUCAAUCGUUCAACACCAAAAUCGGCAUCAAUCUGAAAUUCUCCGUCGCUGUCCACUGCCGCCCCCUGAUAACGAAAGAAAAGCGCUCGAAAGAAGAAAUAAAACGAGAUUUGAGAGUGAUUUCUACGCGCGGAAUUCGCGGCGGAAAUGCAGAUGGCGGAGUAAGGAUCCGAUUGAACCUUCACGAUCCAGUUUAUGGGCUGCAUUUGACUUACGAUGGGGUGGGAAACAAGCAGCAGAAUAUGAAUGAAGCGGUUGAUGUCAUGAAGAAGAGAAUAAGAGAGCUGGAAGAGCGAGAUUUUCAGAAUACGAAGGCUGAAUUGGAAAAUGACAUCUCACAGAAAAUCGUCCGGAUUUACGACCAUACAACGAAUAAAGUAACAUCGGCAUCAACUUCAACUGUUCUUCUUUCUGAUUUCCUUACCGAUUUCGAGCUUUUAUCUGAAAUUCACGAAGAGCAAAAAGAAGAAGAAACAAAAGCUCUUUUGAAUGAUUUUCUCUGCGAAAUAGAGCAGCUGUGA
Messenger RNA from Oikopleura dioica, 885 nucleotides. NCBI's taxonomy places the organism in Eukaryota, Metazoa, Chordata, Appendicularia, Copelata, Oikopleuridae. The record is from the annotation of a GenBank genome assembly.